Lottia gigantea (owl limpet) is the source of this 507-nucleotide messenger RNA. RefSeq lists its product as hypothetical. Lineage: Eukaryota; Metazoa; Mollusca; Gastropoda; Lottiidae. Gene Ontology annotation, cellular component: chromosome; nucleus. The transcript is spliced from 3 exons. The annotation marks the transcript as partial. Gene Ontology annotation, biological process: reciprocal meiotic recombination; meiotic recombination checkpoint signaling. The record is from RefSeq and is a predicted model, not a curated record.
AGUACUGCAAGAACUGCUUUAAUCAAGCAAAGUGUUAGAGGGUUACUUGAAAAGAAGAAAGUGGAAUAUGGUGAUUUUAAACUAGACCAAUUUGAAGACCCAUUUCUAGCAUCUAAUGUUAAAUCCAUUUCCUUAACAGACUCUGAUAUGUCUUGUUCAGAGCAAAAGGCAAUUGAUUUAUGUGAAGGAAAUUUAAGUCUGCAUGUGUAUCAGUUACAUGAAGAUGGACCAGGUCAAGAAGAAUUAGAUGAAGAAGAAAUGUCUGCUGCCAGUCAUUGGUUGUUACCUUCGUCAGAUUUUGAUGGUUUAUGGGAUAAUUUGGUUUUUGAUGAAGAUAUUAAAGGCAGGUUAUUAAAUUAUGCAACAACUACAAUGUUAUUUUCUGAUAAGAAAGUUGAUAGUAAUGUCAUAUCAUGGAACAGAGUUGUGUUGUUACAUGGUAUGUAUGUUUAUCUCAUAUAUAAUGUGACUCUUUUUGGCUAUGAGACAAUGAUAAAAUGUAACUAG